UAAGGCCAGAGCAUCAGACAUUAGUUGCCAUUCUGUGGGGCACCCUUCCUGUGAAUCUCUACUCCGUUUUUAUUUUAUAAAAUAUUUUUAGGGUAGAAAGGUCAAAAAUAAAUAGUAUCCUUCCCGCUCUUUCCCAAUCGUCCAUUAAUUUGGAAACUCUUUCAUCGGAAUUUAUCGAAAGACAAUUGCUAACGCAGGAACCCUAUAGAGCUGUGGUAAAAUUUGACGCCUGACAAUUCAGUUCGACAUUGGAAAAAAUAAAAUUGGUUUACGGCACGCACUAGUCACGCAAUUUAAACUUACUCGCACGAUGGCAUCCAAACGCAAAUAUUCUGAAUCCAACUCGAAUCCGACUGAGGGUAAGGAGAAUAUGAAGCGUUUGCUAGGUAAUAGCGAUACGGAGGACGGCGAGGAUAAAGCCGCACUAGAAGGCGAGGAACCCUCAACCAGUACUCAAUCUGGGCGAGACAUAGAGGAACCCUAUGGAGCUGGAACCUCCCCGCAACUUCCCGGAACGUCCUGUGCCCCGAUUUCUGCACCGUGGCCCACAACUUUUUAUCAUGGGGGUGUCGUUUUCCACUAUGGCACACAGCUCUCCCAUCCCAUCCAAUCGAAGGCCGACGUCGAGCUGAUGCCACCUUCCGAGCCGAAUACUGUACUCAAGGUUGUGGAACUGAAAGAAUUAGUCAAGUUGAUCCCACCACGGCCUCGGGAUGAGUCGGAGGCUCCGGAGUGGCUUCAGCAGUGGAGCGAGAUCGUUGGCAGGCAACUGCUUAUCCUGAUCAUGACCUCGAGUGCCGAGCCCCCAACCGCGGGAAAGUCGGGGAUCAUAGUGGGUGCCCCGCAGAGUGCCUCGCAGGUCGCCUACCUAUUCCGGCACGGGGACGUCGAGGCGAGUAUGGAUCGUUAUAUAGACAAGUACGGGGAUUCGAAGGCCAAAAGCCUUCGUUCAAUGUGGGAGGAGCUGUACGGCCCAUAUGUGCAGAAGCACCUGAACAGAAAGCUGAAACUGGCGAGCUUCCCAGUGGGUUGGAAGUACGGCCCCCCUAGGUUCCUAGGCCCACGCGUCCAGCCCUUGCGCUUGCGCUUGAGAACGGUGGUCUGCAGACUGUUCUGCACUCUGCAGAUGUCCAGAGCCGUGGAUCUGGAGGUGGCGGCCAGGAGCCUAAGCAACGCCGUCUACCAAAGCCGCCUAGGUGUGGUCGAGCUUCAGUACGAGGCCCCCCAGAGGGGCUGGCUUUGGGCCAACGGAACGGUGAUGAUUAUCAACGUGCAAAGUGAGGCCACUCUGAACAAGAACCUGCGCGAUGUGGUGUCCCGGGCCAUGGGCAUAGACGACUUCAGCCUCGAUCCCCGCCAGAAGCUGCAUCUAGUGCGACUCUACUCGAAGACCCGCUUCCCCUGGGAAGUGAGCCUGCGGGGUUUCAGCAGGGUCCAAGCCCCGACUUCAGGUCCAAUCCUUCCCAGGACGGAGGUCGUGCACUACGUCAGCAAGAAUAUGCCCGGAGUGUCGGCCAGGGUCUUUAGGUCGGGAGAGUGCCACACCUUAGCCUCGACCACGGCGCAGGCGGAUAAGAUGAUGAGGCACCUGUACAUGCUGACGGCCAUUUAUCAAAAGUACUUUUAAAACAAUGCAUGGAAAGAAGGCCUACAACGAAUAAAUAUUCUGUGCUUAAUAAGGAAAA
Molecule: messenger RNA, 1685 nt
Organism: Drosophila biarmipes
Lineage: Eukaryota; Metazoa; Arthropoda; Insecta; Diptera; Drosophilidae
Exons: 2
Coding region: 311-1627 (438 amino acids)
Source: RefSeq, a predicted model, not a curated record